Messenger RNA from Brassicogethes aeneus, 1834 nucleotides. Lineage: Eukaryota; Metazoa; Arthropoda; Insecta; Coleoptera; Nitidulidae. The record is from the annotation of a GenBank genome assembly.
UUUGUAUUGAUUUGAGACUGUAAGUAGUAUUAUUUGUAUAAUUUUAUUGUAUAAAUAUUUUAUAUUGUGUAGAUUUUAAGUGUUUUCAAGCAUAUUUUUAAAGAUGUCACUAUUAAAAUGUAACCAUUUAAAAAAGUUACAUCUUCAAGUAUUUUUAAGAAGAAAUAAUGCAAGUGAUGUUACAAAAACAGCGGUAAUACCCAGGGGCAGUCUUGGUCAAGCUAUUAACCCCCAAACAACCCCCUUUGUAAACCCAGUCUCCCCCACCACAACAAGAGUUAUACCCCCUCUAUCGACGGAAAUACACAAACCCAUAAACGUAUCGUCGUUUGAUGAUGUACCAGGACCAGUUUCUUUAAACUUUUUAUCAAAAAUAUGGAAUGUAAUUCCUGUUAUAGGCACUGAAAUUACUUCUAGGAUGAUACAGUACAUGCUGAGCGCCGGAAAGCUAUUUGGAAGUCAGUUGAGCUGGGGAAGUACCUGGUGGCAGCAUUUAUUCGGCAAGUUUUUCACUGUCUAUGGACCGGUGGUGCGCCUCAGGGGUCCGUUCGGCGGCGACGUGGUCCUCAUAAGCAGGCCCGAACAUGCCAAAAUAUUAUUCAACAGCGAGGUAGCCUAUCCUGUACGCGCAAGCCUGGAUUCCGUCGAAAAAUACUGCAUGAAUCAUAGGAAGUAUAAGCAACCAGGACUGUUUUUGAUGAGUGGCCUGGAAUGGGACAAGCUGCGCAAAACCAUAGAAGCUCCUUUGAAGUCCAUAGCGUUCAAUCAAAUAACAACUCUAGACAAAAUCAGCGAUGAAUUCAUCACGCGCAUCAUUCAAAUACGCAACGCGCAGGAAGAAAUGCCUUCAUCGUUCAAAGACGAAAUCUACAAGUGGACUUUGGAAUGUCUGUGUUCAGUAACCCUCAACAAGCGUCUGGGAUUUCUGGAUCCAUCCGGGCUCAGCACAUCUUCCGAUCCUUUGAGGUUACUGGAGAGUCUUAAAGGGGCUACAGAGGCAGUCCAGAAAUGCGAGAUUGGUUUCCACAUGUGGAAAUUCGUGGAGACGCCAUCUUGGAAGAGUUUGGUGCGAAAUUGCGACAACAUUGACACCGUCAUGCACAAAUACGUGCAGCAAGCUCACGAUUCGCUGCGUGCUCAGAAAGACGGCGCGAAGGUCGAGAAAACGUCACUAAUUGAGUGCUUGUUGUUGAGGGAAAACAUGUAUCCUGAGGAUGUUAUGACGGUACUGCUUGAUUUGAUGUUAGUUGGGGUUAAUGCCACCGUGCACACGGUGGCAUUCAUGUUCUACCACUUGGCUAAGUCUCCUAGAUGUCAGCAGAAAUUGUACGAGGAGAUUUGCGAGAAAAAAACACUAACCAAAGACGACGUCAAGAAUAUGCCUUACAUGCAGGCUUGUAUUAAAGAGGUUUUACGGCUUAAACCGGCCAUACCUUUUUUGACGAGGAUUACAAACAACGAUAUGGUGGUUCAUAACUAUUCCAUACCCAAAGGUACGCAUGUUAUGGUGGCGACAAGGAUUUCCAGUGUAAGAGACGAGCAUUUCGAGGAUUCACACAAAUUUAUGCCCGAGAGAUGGUUGCACCCUGAGUUGGGUUUAAUUAACAAAGAUUUAAAGGAUUUUGCUUUCAUGCCUUACGGUUUUGGAGCAAGAGGUUGCAUUGCCAAGGAGUUGGCUGAAAUGCAGAUAACUAUUUUGUUGUCCAAGGUUCUGAAGAAGUUUAGGAUCGAAUACUUCUACGCGGAUAUUCUGAGUACCCAGAGAUUAUUCUCCAUGCCUGAUAAGCCCCUUAAGUUUAGAUUUGUUGAACGUAUUUAAUUUUUAUAGUACCUA